AUGAACAACAGAUCCGUAAUUGUCACCGGCGGGAGCAAGGGUCUCGGGCGUGGCAUCGCCCAGGUAUUUGCCCGCGAAGGAGCCAAAGUCCUGAUCGUCGCAAGAGGUGAAGACGCCGGCAACGAGACCGUCCAGGAAAUUAGAGACUCGGGCGGUACGGCAUCUUUCUUCCGGGCCGACGUAGCAAACAGCGUCGAAGUCAAAGGAAUGGCUCAGGCGGCGAUUGAGCGUUAUGGCGGGAUCGACGUGCUGUGCUGCAAUGCCGGCAUCUUCCCGUCGGCGCCCUUGGAGGAGAUGUCGGAAGCAGAGUGGGACCUGGUCAACUCAGUCAAUCUCAAGGGGGCAUUCCUAUGUGUGCAGGCGUGUCUUCCUGAAAUCAAGAAGAGCGACCAGGGACGAGUUCUUCUGAUGUCUUCAAUAACCGGUCCUAUAACCGGGUACACCGGGUGGUCUCACUACGGCGCGACAAAGGCAGGAAUGCUCGGUUUCAUGCGCACUGCGGCGGUGGAACUCGCCAGAAGUAACAUCACGAUCAACGCCGUGAUGCCCGGUAACGUGAUGUCCGAGGGGCUAGACGAACUCGGAGAAGAAUACCUGAGCAGAAUGGAGCAGGCCAUCCCUCUAGGCAAACUCGGGGACCCUGAGGACGUAGCCUACGCGAUGCUGUUCCUGGCUUCGCACGAGGCCAAGUACAUUACCGGUCAAACGCUUGUCGUAGACGGCGGACAGACGAUUCCAGAAUCGAUUGAUGCAAUGUAG
Molecule: messenger RNA, 759 nt
Organism: Geodia barretti
Lineage: Eukaryota; Metazoa; Porifera; Demospongiae; Tetractinellida; Geodiidae
Source: the annotation of a GenBank genome assembly